This is a messenger RNA of Corticium candelabrum, 936 nucleotides long. RefSeq lists its product as uncharacterized. Bases 1 to 936 code for a protein of 311 amino acids. The record is from RefSeq and is a predicted model, not a curated record. NCBI's taxonomy places the organism in Eukaryota, Metazoa, Porifera, Homoscleromorpha, Homosclerophorida, Plakinidae. The transcript has 5 exons.
AUGACAAUGAAGUUACAUCAUAUGAGGGUUAUGUAUGUGUUGCAUUACAAACAACAAGGGAAAUCGAUAAAAUACGUCAGUAAAUCUGCUACUCUACGUUUGUCAGCUGAUAAACUUAUGGUAAGUACAGAACGCGAGGACAAUCUCGAUGGUCUUGUUCAAGUGCCUGAAGCACGCUUUGGACAAACACGACAAGUUUACUGCUACAAGUUUAGUCUUCCGAGAGGCAUGGCUCAAAAAGAUAUUCCAAGAGUAAAUCAUCUGCUUUACAAAAUGGAAGGAAAGAGAAGAAUAACCGUUCCAACCUCCCGCUAUUACUAUCAAAAUGGUUGCCUACAAAUGAAUGGGAUGCAACAACGGGACAAUGGAAAAUAUAUGCUACGUAUUAAAACCUGUCUAUCGUCAAGAACCGUAUCGGUCAUAUAUUUCACUAUCCAGGUUGUUUCGUCAGCUGGUUUGACUACAAGUAUAAUGUCAUCUGCUAGUCCCACAACGGCCGAGCGUUCAAGCCGCAGCGCCAGUCCCAAAGCACAGACUACAGUCUUUCCAACUACAAAUAGAAUUACAACAUCAACCGAACCCGUAUACAAUCCAACAAAGCCUACUCCAAUGACAAUGACAACUGGUGUUACUGUUCAAGUUUUACAAACUGCAACUGCCACGUUGUCGGCGGACAACGAUUCUAUGGUAACAGAAGUACCAACAGUAUCAAGUACUAGAAAUCAAGUGUUGACAAGGUCAACAGUUGACUCAUGGGUUAUAGUAACAAUUGCUGCAUUUGUUUUCAUCCUCCUCAUUUUGAUCGUCUUCUUGUCCUACAAGCACCGUCAAACACUGCUGACAUUCUGUUUUUCAAGUUGCCGUGAAAUUAGAAAAGGUAGACGCCAAACUGCAAGCAACUGGCACGACAACUGCGAUACUAAAUUCUACAAGUAA